This is a messenger RNA of Trichomonas vaginalis G3, 846 nucleotides long. Its product is annotated as histone serine kinase protein. NCBI's taxonomy places the organism in Eukaryota, Parabasalia, Trichomonadida, Trichomonadidae. Gene Ontology annotation, molecular function: ATP binding; protein kinase activity. Gene Ontology annotation, biological process: protein phosphorylation. The transcript has a single exon. The record is from RefSeq and is a predicted model, not a curated record. The coding region runs from base 1 to 846 and encodes 281 amino acids.
AUGGAUGCUACAGAUUGCGAGGUCAUGCAAGUUGAAGGACUUGCAUACAAGCGUAUCAUUACUUCAACAAAAUAUGGAAAGGUAUUCCUUGUCGAAUGGCUUAAGUACAAUCAGAUGUUUUCUCUUCAAAAGAUCGAACGUUCACAUUACGAACAAAAUGCUAUUAAUAUCAUUCGUAACUUAUAUCACUUCAAUGUUAUUAAAGUCUACAAGACUUACAUGCGCGAAAAAUUUGUUUAUUUAUUAAUGGAUUACUGUCCAUUUGAUGUUAAGCGCUAUAUUGAGGAAAGAGGAAUUCUCUCAGAAUCACGCUUUGCUGAAGCUGCUUAUUACAUGAUUCAAAGCAUUCGUUCAAUGCACUCAAAAAGAAUUUGUCAUAACAGCAUCAGACCAUCAAAGUUCCUUGUUGAUAAAUAUGGCAGAGUACAGAUUAGCAAAUUCAAUCAUGCUGUCCAAUACAAGAAUACAGAAGAAAAAGAAUUUAAGCACGCGAAAUCUGUUGAUGUUUGGGGUCUUGGUGUUACAUUCUACUUUAUGCUUACUGGUCGCCUUAUUACAGAUCUCUAUUUUGAUGAAGAGAUUGCAAUGACAAAAGUUUUUUCUCAUAUUAUCUUCCCAUCAAAUGUUUCCAAUGAAUGCAUUCAUCUCAUCACAGCAUGCUUAAAUAAUAACGAAAAGUCAAGAGCAUCUUUAGAUAAUCUUCUUGAAAGUCCUCUUUUCCAACCAUUCCGCCCAACUAAGAUUGGACCAACAAAACAGCCAUCAUUUUCAGCUAAUAACUCAAUGCGCUCGAUUCCAAUCAUUGUUAAGCCAGUUCUCACAAGGCUUGUUUCAGUUGCGAAUUGA